CGUCUGAAGAGCCCGUCCUCCAGAGCGAUGUUCUACCAUGCCUCCAUCGUAGGGAAGGAGGCCCAUCAUUUCUCCUUGCCCCAAGGAGCUUCCAUCACCAUCCCUCCUAAGGGACGUUGUGUGGAGGUGACCGUGCAGUACUCCUGUUCCUUCCUGAGGCCAAUGGAGGCGGUGCUACUGCUGACAUCACGCUCUGCCUCCUCAGUCAGUCCCUCUGGAGCCACUCUGGCCUUCAGCCUCAAGACCCAGGUCACACACAUCACCCCCAGCGGGAUAGUGAAGUGUAAAUCUCCAUGUUACCAGCUGAAGGAGCUCCAACUUAAAGUAAAAAACCCUUUCAGCAAGGAUGCCACGUUCAGGGUGGUGUUGGUAGAGUCUAAAGCCAACAUGCUGCAGGUGGAGAAGAGUCAGGAGAGCCUCAUUCAACAGUUCUCCUUUAGGACCAACCCAAGCUCAGACAACAACACCAGUCUUUCUACAGAUAGGUUGAAUGGUGGAACUGACUGUGGUGAGUGGGAGGACAGUGACCUUCACUGUGAUCCUGCAGAUGAGUGUGGUGUGAAUGAGUUCUUUAGUCCUGUCAGGAGUGUGAGUCUGGCGGCUGGACAGACAGAAACCAUAGAGCUCCACUACCUGCCCUUCCACCUGGGGAAAAGACACUGCUCCGUCCUGCUAGUCAGCCAGCAGGUUGGUGAGCAGGUGUAUCUUGUGGAGGGGACAGCAGAUCUUCCCCUGUCCUCCCCUCUGACCACAAAGCCCAGUCCUAAUGUAGUCCAUGUUAGCAGCGCCACCUCUGAUGGUGCUGAUCCCAGGCCUGCGGUGAACCUGCGUUGCGGCGUGGGCAGCACCCUGGAUGAGGUGGUGUGUGUCCCCCUGGUUAACGGGCUGUGGGAGCGGGCGCUGGCCACAGUGGGGCAGCAGAGGAUGAGCCCUGUGGAGAAGAAGAGGCGCAGCCUCACACACACUCUGGACAGCAGCACCGUCCGGGCCAGGGUGGCGGCCGCUGCUCUCACCACCUCACAGUCCCUGCUGGUCCCUGGUCCAGUCCAGUCUGACCGUCUCUCUCCUCUCCUCCAGUCCCUGCUGGUCCCUGGUCCAGUCCAGUCCCAGGUGUCCCUGCUGGUCCCUGGUCCAGUCCAGUCUGACCGUCUCUCUCCUCUCCUCCAGUCCCUGCUGGUCCCUGGUCCAGUCCAGUCCCAGGUGUCUCUGCUGGUCCCUGAUCCAGUCCAGUCUGACCGUCUCUCUCCUCUCCUCCAGUCCCUGCUGGUCCCUGGUCCAGUCCAGUCCCAGGUGAUAGAGUACAGUGUGAAUGUUUCUCUACCGGAACACUUCCUCCUGCCUCGUACCAUCACUCUGCCUGUGGCCAGGGACGCACAUGUCACACAGGACAACCUCACAGACUCUGAGGUGGUGAUGGUACCACUGAGGUUCCAUGCCCACGUGGCCGGUCGGUUCCGGUGCCAGCUGGUUCUGCAGUCGUGGCGUGACAUCAGAGUCUACCUGCUGGAAGCCGUGGUUACCGCAGAGGGAGACCACGCCCAGCUAGAGUUCACCACGCCCGCUCACCUGUCUGUCACUCAGGACAUCCCUCUGAUCAAUGAGAGCAGACAGGACUGGCGUCUGCGAGGCUUGGUUAGUGGCUGUGGCUUCUACGGCCCUCCUGUGGUGUACAUACGGGCCGGGGAGAAGACCUGUUACCCCCUUACCUUUAGACCCACCACACAGAGCAUCGUCACGGUGUUUCUGUCUAUCUUCGGGGGUCUGUGA
This is a messenger RNA of Oncorhynchus mykiss (rainbow trout), 1767 nucleotides long. The record is from RefSeq and is a predicted model, not a curated record. Lineage: Eukaryota; Metazoa; Chordata; Actinopteri; Salmoniformes; Salmonidae.